AUUUAUUUAUCCUUCCCAAUCCAUGCAAAGUUAUUUCGGCGCUGGAAUUUCGAGUGGUAACUUCUCAAAAAAGCAAACAUGGCUUUCAUUGGUAAGAUUUUUCUGACAAUUGUCGCUCUCCAAUUAGCUCUGGUUCUGGCCAAACCGUACGAACCGUAUAACGUUGAUCUUUAUAACUCCAACGAACCUAUGGACGAAUAUUUCCACAAACGAGAGGAGCUAGCGAGGUGCAAUCAUUUUUCUUGGCCUGCGUACCACAAGGUCAACUACUGCCGAGAGUCUUGCAGAGCAGAACCAUAUGAUACGCAUGUGAAGAAUCUUGACUAUUUGUGUACUGGGGGAUUCAAGUGUUGUUCGUGCAACUAUCAGUGUCCUAAGGACGAGUAGUGAGCCGCUUUGCCUUCGUUAGGAGUACUCCGAACAGCAGUUUUUCUUUAUAAGACAUUCUAUUACGAUGUUGUGUGUAUCAGACAAUACGC
Messenger RNA from Pocillopora verrucosa, 479 nucleotides. RefSeq lists its product as uncharacterized. NCBI's taxonomy places the organism in Eukaryota, Metazoa, Cnidaria, Anthozoa, Scleractinia, Pocilloporidae. The record is from RefSeq and is a predicted model, not a curated record.